Molecule: messenger RNA, 1725 nt
Organism: Limanda limanda (common dab)
Lineage: Eukaryota; Metazoa; Chordata; Actinopteri; Pleuronectiformes; Pleuronectidae
Exons: 1
Coding region: 1-1725 (574 amino acids)
Source: RefSeq, a predicted model, not a curated record
AUGAGUCCACCUCCCAACAUGAGUCCACCUCCCAACAUGAGUCCACUUCCCAACAUGAGUCCACCUCCCAACAUGAGUCCACCUCCCAACUUGAGUCCACCUCCCAACAUGAGUCCACCUCCCAACUUGAGUUCAUCUCCCAACAUGAGUUCAUCUCCCAACAUGAGUUCACCUCCCAACAUGAGUUCAUCUCCCAACAUGAGUUCAUCUCCCAACAUGAGUCCACCUCCCAACAUGAGUCCACUUCCCAUCAUGAGUCCACCUCCCAACAUGAGUCCACCUCCCAACAUGAGUUCAUCUCCCAACUUGAGUUCAUCUCCCAACAUGAGUCCACUUCCCAUCAUGAGUCCACCUCCCAGUAUGAGUCCACCUCCCAACAUGAGUCCACCUCCCAGUAUGAGUCCACCUCCCAACAUGAGUCCACCUCCCAACUUGAGUCCACCUCCCAACAUGAGUCCACCUCCCAACUUGAGUUCACCUCCCAACAUGAGUCCACUUCCCAUCAUGAGUCCACCUCCCAACAUGAGUUCACCUCCCAACAUGAGUUCAUCUCCCAACAUGAGUCCACCUCCCAACAUGAGUUUAUCUCCCAACAUGAGUCCACCUCCUAGUAUGAGUUCACCUCCCAACAUGAGUCCAUCUCCCAACAUGAGUCCACCUCCCAACUUGAGUUCAUCUCCCAACAUGAGUUCAUCUCCCAACAUGAGUUCACCUCCCAACAUGAGUUCAUCUCCCAACAUGAGUUCAUCUCCCAACAUGAGUCCACCUCCCAACAUGAGUCCACUUCCCAACAUGAGUCCACUUCCCAUCAUGAGUCCACCUCCCAACUUGAGUUCACCUCCCAACAUGAGUCCACCUCCCAACAUGAGUUCACCUCCCAACAUGAGUCCACCUCCCAACAUGAGUCCACUUCCCAACAUGAGUCCACUUCCCAUCAUGAGUCCACCUCCCAACUUGAGUUCACCUCCCAACAUGAGUCCACCUCCCAACAUGAGUUCACCUCCCAACAUGAGUCCACCUCCCAUCAUGAGUUCAUCUCCCAGUAGGAGUCCACCUCCCAGUAUGAGUCCACUUCCCAUCAUGAGUCCACCUCCCAACAUGAGUUCAUCUCCCAACAUGAGUUCAUCUCCCAACAUGAGUCCACCUCCCAACAUGAGUUCACCUCCCAACAUGAGUUCAUCUCCCAACAUGAGUCCACCUCCCAUCAUGAGUCCACCUCCCAACAUGAGUUCAUCUCCCAACAUGAGUCCACCUCCCAACAUGAGUCCACUUCCCAACAUGAGUUCACCUCCCAACAUGAGUUCACCUCCCAACAUGAGUCCACCUCCCAACAUGAGUCCACCUCCCAACUUGAGUUCAUCUCCCAACAUGAGUCCACCUCCCAACAUGAGUUCAUCUCCCAACAUGAGUUCAUCUCCCAACUUGAGUCCACUUCCCAACAUGAGUCCACCUCCCAACAUGAGUUCAUCUCCCAACAUGAGUUCAUCUCCCAACUUGAGUCCACUUCCCAACAUGAGUUCACCUCCCAACUUGAGUUCAUCUCCCAUCAUGAGUUCAUCUCCCAGUAUGAGUCCACCUCCCAACAUGAGUCCACCUCCCAGUUCACCUCCCAGUAUGAGUCCACCUCCCAGUAUGAGUCCACCUCCCAACAUGAGUCCACCUCCCAGUUCACCUCCCAGUAUGAGUCCACCUCCCAACAUGAGUCCACUUCCCAACAUGAGUUAA